AUCCAUUACCAUCUCUUCCCUCCACUCAAAUACCUCUUCUUUCUUACAAUCAAAGAACAUAGAUAAGGUUAAAGCAAAACAAAUUCUAAACAAACAACAAAAAGAGAGAAGAAACAUCUCUCCUCUCUUUGAACAAGAACAUCAAGAACAAUGGCUUGUACUAAUCUAACAACAAUGUGGGUUUCAUCAAAACUAUCUAUUUCUGAUUCCUCUUCCUUGUCCUUCCGUUCUAUUCUCAACCCACUUCCUCUCCCAAACCACAACUCAUCUCCUUCAAGAUCUUCCUCUGUCUCUCCAAUCCAGUCCUCUCUUCGUGAGCUCCGAGACCGUAUCGACUCAGUCAAAAACACUCAGAAGAUCACUGAAGCCAUGAAGCUUGUCGCUGCAGCAAAAGUCAGGAGAGCUCAGGAAGCUGUGGUCAACGGCCGACCAUUCUCAGAAACCCUAGUUGAAGUUCUUUACAACAUCAACGAACAGCUUCAAACCGAUGAUAUAGAUGUGCCCUUAACCAAAAUCAGACCGGUUAAGAAAGUUGCACUCGUUGUUGUAACAGGAGACCGAGGAUUAUGCGGUGGAUUCAACAACUUCAUCAUCAAGAAAGCAGAGGCAAGGAUCAAAGAGCUUCAAGGCCUAGGUCUUGACUACACAGUCAUUAGCGUGGGGAAAAAGGGAAACUCUUAUUUCCUCCGUCGUCCUUACAUCCCCGUCGACAAGUACCUCGAAGCCGGAACCUUACCGACCGCGAAAGAAGCUCAAGCUGUAGCUGAUGAUGUCUUCUCUCUGUUUAUAAGCGAAGAGGUCGACAAAGUCGAGCUCUUGUACACAAAGUUUGUCUCUUUGGUCAAAUCAGAACCCGUGAUCCACACGCUACUGCCUCUAUCUCCCAAAGGAGAGAUCUGUGACAUUAAUGGGAACUGUGUGGACGCUGCUGAAGACGAGCUCUUCAGGUUAACGACCAAAGAAGGGAAACUUACUGUUGAAAGAGAGACUUUUCGGACACCAACUGCUGAUUUCUCACCGAUCUUGCAGUUCGAGCAAGACCCUGUUCAGAUUCUUGAUGCUUUGUUGCCUCUGUAUCUUAACAGUCAGAUUCUAAGGGCUUUACAGGAGUCAUUGGCGAGUGAGCUUGCAGCUAGAAUGAGUGCAAUGAGUAGUGCUUCAGAUAAUGCUUCUGAUCUUAAGAAGUCGCUUUCUAUGGUGUAUAAUAGAAAGCGUCAAGCUAAGAUCACUGGUGAGAUCCUUGAGAUUGUUGCUGGAGCUAAUGCACAGGCUUGAUUUGUUUGGAACCUCUUUGAUAUAUGAGCCGACUCUUCCUUUUUUUUUUUUUUGCGUUUUUGGUGUUAUAAUGUUUAAUUUGUCAAGAACUCGUAAUGAUGUUUUUAUAAAUAAUGCAGUUACAAGCAUAAUUCGGUUGUAUUUGUUUUGGCCUUUCAUUGGAUAAAUAUUUAAUUUAUGUCGGAAAUUUUGUGA
This is a messenger RNA of Brassica oleracea var. oleracea, 1470 nucleotides long. RefSeq names its product ATP synthase gamma chain 1, chloroplastic-like. The record is from RefSeq and is a predicted model, not a curated record. Lineage: Eukaryota; Viridiplantae; Streptophyta; Magnoliopsida; Brassicales; Brassicaceae. Gene Ontology annotation, biological process: proton motive force-driven ATP synthesis. Gene Ontology annotation, cellular component: chloroplast thylakoid membrane. Gene Ontology annotation, molecular function: proton-transporting ATP synthase activity, rotational mechanism. The transcript has a single exon. The coding region runs from base 151 to 1275 and encodes 374 amino acids.